Gavia stellata (red-throated loon) is the source of this 1770-nucleotide messenger RNA. It is a transcript of the gene IL2RB, whose product is annotated as interleukin 2 receptor subunit beta. The record is from RefSeq and is a predicted model, not a curated record. Gene Ontology annotation, biological process: immunoglobulin mediated immune response; cytokine-mediated signaling pathway. Gene Ontology annotation, molecular function: cytokine receptor activity; protein binding. Lineage: Eukaryota; Metazoa; Chordata; Aves; Gaviiformes; Gaviidae. Gene Ontology annotation, cellular component: external side of plasma membrane; membrane. The coding region runs from base 1 to 1770 and encodes 589 amino acids. The transcript has 9 exons.
AUGAAGCCCUCUUUACUGCUUCUGUGUCACCUCUGGCUGUUCAGCCUCACCCCUCUCUCACUGGCAUCAGACUCGGCACAAGGCACCUCCAGCCUAACUUGUUGGUAUGACUCGCGGGCAGCUCUCUUCUGCGACUGGAACCCAGGCAGGGACCUAGUUGAAGCACCAUGCCAGCUGGAGAUUUUAUCGAAGUUAGCAUUUUGUGACAGGUUAUUUCCCUUACCUGAAAAAUUCAAGGAGCACUGUGAAUUACCCAAGGCAGAGCACACGACAGGACUGAGGAGAUGCAUCAAGACCUUCAGCAAAAACAGUAAUACUCAAUGCUUCACCACUGCAGACCGUCUUACCAUGUCUGUCCAUUGCCAGAUUGGAGAGAAUAGGUGUAUACCUGUGCGAAUAGAAGAUUUCAGUCCACUUGCAAAUAUAAAGCUGAGGCCUCCAGGAAAUCUUCAGCUGGUUAGCAAAACUGAAAACACCUACAACUUAACAUGGAGCCUGAAUAUUUCCUCUCACUAUUUGGAUGGGGAGCGGGAAUACGAAGUGCGGUACCGAACCACGAGUCAGUCCUGGGAGGAGGCCAGGAACUUCACCAUUGUGCAGGACCAGAUGUGGGUGGUGUUUGAGAGCCUCUCCCCUGACUUGAAGUAUGAGGCAGCUGUCCGUGCAAGGCCGAGUGCCUCAAGUACCUACAAAGGCGUGUGGAGCGACUGGAGCAAGACGAUACUGUGGAGGACACGUGCUGACCAAACAUCCCGGCCGGUCUUGCCAGCUCUUAUAGUGAGCACUUGCAUCUUCGUGAUCAUUGGAACUGCCUUCCUUAUUAACUUACGGACCCUGAAAUGGUUUAAGAAGAUCCUGAAGAUUCACAUCCCAGACCCCAAGAAGUUCUUUCCCCCACUCGUUUCAGUUCAUGGAGGUGACAUUCAGAAAUGGCUCUCCUCCCCAUUCUCCAUAUCUUCCUACUGUGUGAACAGCACAACCCCGGAGAUCUCCAUGCUCGAGGUGAUGCAGAAGAAUGAUCAGGAAUCCCAGUUUCUACUUUCCAAGGGAACCCUGACUCCUGAUCCUCCCUUAGAAACCAGUGGGCACUCUGUAUCCAGCUGCUUCACCAACCAAGGCUACUUCUUCUUCCACCUUCCCAACUCCUUUGAGAUCGAGCCCUGUCAGGUCUACUUCACCUACGAGCCUUUCACCCAGGAAGGCAGUGGCAGCGAGGAUGGCGAGUCUUACCAGGCUCUCCCCUCCCCAGGCCUCUGCACACUGGCAGAGGACAUGCCCGUGUUGUCCCACAACUUCCUUCACUGUAUCAAGGCGACCCGUGGCUUCCAAAACAGCUCCUUCACGGAAGAGACAGAAGGUGAAGCCCAGUGGGCUGUGGAUAUUUCGGGGGCUCUCCGGUCAAGUGAAGGCACCUCACCAAGACCAGUUCUGAAACAGGAUGAGAAGGUGAUGGACAAAGCGGCUUUACAACCUGCUGAGGCCCUGUGCCAGCUGGACACUGACUUUCCUGAUCCACCAGACCUGCAUGACAGCGAUACUAUUGAUGUAACAGAGGAGAGUGGGAAGGCAGGCCUUCCAAUUGACCCCUGUACACUAGCAGCAUGUACACUAGCAGCACAUGCUACCUCUUCUUUCUCUCAGCCUCCACCUCUAAGGCAAACCCAGGAUGAGGAUCCAUGCAGAACAGCCUUCUCCAGCCAGGUCCCAAACACUGGUGCCUACCUUUCUCUGAGGGACCUCCAAAGCCAGUACAGCAAUUGCUCUGUCUAG